Messenger RNA from Melanotaenia boesemani (Boeseman's rainbowfish), 1741 nucleotides. Its product is annotated as GTPase IMAP family member 8-like. The transcript is spliced from 4 exons. NCBI's taxonomy places the organism in Eukaryota, Metazoa, Chordata, Actinopteri, Atheriniformes, Melanotaeniidae. The record is from RefSeq and is a predicted model, not a curated record. Bases 56 to 1741 code for a protein of 561 amino acids. Gene Ontology annotation, molecular function: GTP binding.
AAGACAUCUACACUGCAGUGAUAUCAGGGACCAACUAAUUUUAAAAGACAUAAAGAUGAACAGCAAACCUGAAAACACUGGGUCAGAAGAGCUGAGGAUUCUGCUCUGGGGAAAAACCGGAGUCGGGAAGAGCAAAACAGGAAAUACCAUUCUUGGGAAGAAAGCUUUUAAAACAGAGUUCUCCCCAGAAUCUGUAACUAUGAUAUGCAGCAGGGAGACAGCAGAGUACAAGAAAAAAUCUCUGGUCAUUGUUGAUACUCCGGGUCUGUUUCACACCAGAAAAGAUAAUCAUUAUCUGAUGGAAUCACUGCUAGAAGGCAUCUUGAUGGUCCGUCCUGGUCCUCAUGUGAUCCUGCUUGUGAUGCAGCUAGGUGAAUUCACAAAAGAAGAUGUAACAGUACUGACAGCCUUCAAGGAGGUCUUUAAAGAUGCAUCACAUCACACCAUUGUCUUGUUCACCCAUGGUGAUGAAAAGAAAUUGGAGGUUGAGAAAUUCAUCAAAGUAAACAAACCUCUGGAGACAUUCAUCAAUGAAAACUCCGUGGGGUAUCACGUCUUUAACAAUCAAAGUGGUUUCAAAGACAUCCCCAACAACCCUGAUUGUCAAGUUGAAGAGAACGCUGAUCCUCAAGUUGAAGACCUACUGAUGAAGAUCACAGAGAUGGUGGAAGAAAAUAAGGGGAAAAGAAGAGAAUAUUACAGCAAUGACAUGAUUCAGGAGGCUGGGAAGAUCCUCACUGAACUGGAGUCUCAGCAAAACCUCCCAGAGGAGCAAUCCAGGUUAUCAAAACGGCUGCUUAUUGCUCGGGAUCAGCUGGGGGAACAUGUUUCUGGUUUUUCACAUGUGACAGAUUUCCUAAACAGUCUGGAAAAAUGGUCAGAGCAAGACAUUCACAGUCAGCAGACAUCACACAUCACCUGGUUGUAUAGGACCAACAUGACCAAGGACUCGGAGCUGACGGUUGUUCUUAUUGGGAGUGAUGGAGCAAAGAAUACCUCAGUCAUCAAAGCCAUCCUGAAGAGCUCAGAGCCAAAUGAGAAACCUUCUGAGACCCGGAUCCACAUUAAUAAGUGUGAGUCCUACUGCAUCGAGGUGGGAGGACACAACAUGGUUUUCUUUGACACUCCUGGUCUGUGUAACACAGAUCAACACGAAGAGUUGAUGAAAGAGAUCAAGACAUGCAUCUCAAAACCUGGUCGUCAUGUGUUCCUGUUCCUGCUGCCUUUAGGAAAGUUUACCAAAGAGAAGAAACAGAUGGUGGAGACGGUUAAAAGAACUUUUGGUGAGAAUGCAACAGACCACAUGAUUCUGUUGUUCACCGGUGGAAAUAUCCCUGAGGAACAUAAACAGCUGCUAGGCUUUAUUGAUGGCAGCGAGGAUCUCAAAGCCUUUGACAACGAGUGCAAAGGGAGACACGUGGCUUUUGACACGGAAGACGAAGAUCCAUCUCAAGUCAGCGAGCUCCUGAAGCAGAUCAGCGACCUGAACCAUGGAGACUGUUACACCUACAACAUGCUGAAGAAGGCUGAGAUCAGAGCAGGACUCAGGACCAGAGUUACACUGUCAGUUAAUGGAGGUGCUCUGGUUGGAUUAGGUGUUGGAGCAGCAGCAUCACACGUAGCCCAGGGCGUCUUGGGAGUUGGAGCCGGAGCCGCAGUCGGAGCUGCAGCCGGAGGCCUGGUGGGGGCUGUGGGGGUCGUUGUAGCACAGCACAUACUGGAAAAAUGUCUGCUGCGCUGA